Molecule: messenger RNA, 3030 nt
Organism: Naegleria lovaniensis
Lineage: Eukaryota; Heterolobosea; Eutetramitea; Acrasida; Naegleriidae
Exons: 2
Coding region: 1-3030 (1009 amino acids)
Biological process (GO): resolution of meiotic recombination intermediates; nucleotide-excision repair involved in interstrand cross-link repair; double-strand break repair via homologous recombination
Cellular component (GO): nucleotide-excision repair factor 1 complex
Molecular function (GO): damaged DNA binding; single-stranded DNA binding; single-stranded DNA endonuclease activity
Source: RefSeq, a predicted model, not a curated record
AUGAAAUCAACACCCCCAACCACUCCGACGACUUCAUCACCUACUUGUACACUGAAUCAUUUAAAUACGUUUCAAACUAAUUUAUUAUUAAAAUUGUUUGAUGAGGACUAUAAAAAUGUCUUGUUAGUAAUGGCGAAAGGUCUCGGAAUUGAAGUCAUCAUUGUUCACUUGUUGAGAAUGUAUUGUGAUCCUUCGCAAUUAGUACUCAUCAUCAAUGCUAGUCCGAGAGAAGAAGAAUUAAUUAAACAAUUACUGUUGGAAAGCGGGUUGGUGAAAAUGGAAAAUAUUCCCAAGUCUAUUACCUCAACAUUUACAAAUAACGAACGAAAAGAAUUAUACGAUCAGGGAGGAUGUCUAUUUGUAACUAGUAGAAUUUUAAUUGUAGAUUUAUUGAAUGAUAAAGUACCAAUUGAUCUGGUUUCGGGAAUUGUCGUACUUAAUGCCCAUCAUAUCACUGAAAAAUCUACGGAGGCUUUUAUUUUGAGAGUUUUUCGAAUGAAAAAUAAGACAGCCUUUGUAAAAGGAUUUACAGAAAAUCCAGAAGAUUUGGCACGAGGUUUUUCCAAAUUGGAAGAUGUUAUGAAAUUAUUAUUUGUGGAUAAGGUAGAAUUUAAGCCUAGGUUUGAUGUAGAAGUUGCUGAGACGUUGAGUAAAUACCAACCCACGGUUUCUGAAAUUAUUGUCCCCAUGACUGAAAGGAUGAGUUUAAUUGAAAGUUGCAUUGUAGAUAUUAUUACGACAUCUUUGGAAUCUCUAAAGAAAAAUAAUCCAUCAUUGGAUCUAAGUGAAGUUCAAAUUGAAGAUUGUUAUUUCAAGAGCUUUCACAGCAUUAUUAUGAGUCAAUUACGACCAAUAUGGAACAGAAUUGGUGUGCAGUCCAAAAAACUGAUCGAAGACUUAAAAUCUAUGAGAACCUUACUUUUUUAUUUACUCAAUUAUGAUUGUGUUACAUUUUAUGACUAUUUGGAGACAUUAAGGUUAUCAGAUGGAAAGAAUGGGAUACCCUCUUCAAAUUGGUUAUUAACUGAUACAGCCUCUGAUAUUUACAUGUACGCAAAAGAGAGAAUUUACACGAUAGGAACAUCAAAAUUGAAAUCUCCUCUCAAAAAACAAAAAACUUUAACACAAAUGGCACAAGGAAGACAAGUCGAUCCCUAUGUACAAGUGGAUAGCAUUAAUUUCGUUCUUGAGGAAAAUCCAAAAUGGCAUAAGUUAGAAGAGACAUUAGAUUCUAUCUAUCAAAUCAUUCGAACAACUACCAAUCCAAAUAUCAAUGGACGAGUUUUGAUUUUAGCCUCCAAUGAUAAGAGUUGCUCUCAAGUGAGAACCUACUUGGAGCUUGGAGGUAAAACGCUUCUCAAUCGAUUAAUUCACAAGCUGAUAGGUCCUCACAUUAAAAAACAACAACGAAAACUGGAAAAGGAGAAGAUGCAAAAAUUAGGACAAGACGAAAAGAAAUCUCCAAAAAAGAACACCAAGAAAAAAGGAGCAAAGAAAAAGGACAUGCAACAAAAUGAACUUGAUCUUCUAAGUCAGCAUGUUUCUGCCUAUGUCCAAGACGAGGAAGAAGUAGAGAAGAGUAUAUUGGAAGAGUCUAUAUUGGUUCAUCACGUAGAAAACGAUUCCAGUGGCGAUGAAGCAGAAAUUGAGACGGACAGCGAGGAAGAGCCAGAAAUAAUUCAAGUGAAAUCUCCUUCAAAAAAGAAAAAAGAAGUGAAAAACCAAUCCAACAAGACAACUACUUCAAAUUCUUCUGCAUCCUCUUCAUCACCAUAUACUCCAAAAACGCCUCCACAAUCCAGUCAUCCCUUAGACGACUUUUUUGAAAUUAUUGAAAGUGAACCAAUGACUACUGAAAUGCAACUCGUUGUUCAUUCACUCUAUGACACAGUAACUAUUUUAGACGAAUUAAUGCCUUCCUUUGUCGUUCUUUACGAGAAUGAUUUGGCGUUUGUGAGAAAAUUAGAACAAUAUCAAUGCAAAUAUCCUUUUAUUCCAUUGCACGUCUAUUUAAUCUCAUACGAUCGAAAGAGUGUUGAGUACAAACAAUAUUGUGCCACUGUUGAGAGAGAAAAAGAAGCUUUUAAAAAGUUGAUCAUGAGCUAUGGAAGGAUGACAGUGCCAUCUAUGGAUACUUUAUUGUCGAAUAUUAUACUGAGGGAACGAAGAACACAAAGCGAAAGUGCCAAGUUAGUUCCUAAAGCAUUUGCAGAUACACGAAAAGCUGGUGGUAAUUUAGCAGUGAUAGGAUCUUCCUCACAAGUAUCCCAAGGUGAAUUUAACUUUGGAGAAAAAUCAAGAAUUAUUAUUGAUGCAAGAGAAUUUAGAAGUUCUUUACCCUCUUUGUUGAAUUUGAGUGGUUAUCGAGUAAUUCCUAUUCAAAUCUCAGUUGGGGAUUAUAUUCUAUCGAAACAUUGUUGUGUAGAGAGAAAGAGCACUUCUGAUUUAUGGCAAAGCUUGGGAUCAGGAAGAUUAUUUCAACAAGCAGAGAAUAUGGUAAAAUAUUACAAACAUGCAAUAUUACUCGUUCAAUUUGAGGAAGAUGAGGCAUUUGCUCUUCCAGAUCCUUAUCCUGGAUAUUUAACAAGAGAAGAUGGAAAAAUUGAAGAAAAGUCGAUCAUAACCAAAUUAGUGCUCACUGUGACACAUUUUCCAAAAUUGAAAAUUGCAUACUCUCGAUCUCCAGCUGUAACAGGAAAAUAUUUCUACAUGAUGAAACAUCAAGUAUUGCAAUAUAAUGACUUUGACAUGUCAGAGAAUGAGGAAGACUAUGAACCAGAUAUUGCCUUAGCUCAAGCUAUUGGUACCUCUAAUCAUGAAGAGGAGACAGAGUCAACAAAUCAAGCGAUUGACUUUUUGUCGAGGAUGCCUGGUGUCACUACAGAAAAUAUGUCACGAAUCAUGAAUUCAGUGACAAACUUGUACGAGUUGUGUGAUUUAAGCUUGGAUGAACUGACAGAAAUCAUGAAUUCCAAAGAAAAUGCAAAAAGACUCUACGAUUUCCUAAAUGAUCCCAUAGACAUGGAAUAA